CCAGCCUGGGUUCACUGGAGCUUAAGCAUUACGGCAGGAAAACUUCCAUCUCGCUCUCCUGGCUUUCAUCCUCACUGGACAUCAGACCAGAGGCUCCGAAGGGAGGGAGGAUGCGAGAUGACCGGCCCUUUGGCAACCUGACCAUCGACUUAGCUGAGCCUUUCAAAGCAAGCCAGGGGCUGGCUGCACGACCAAGGAGGCGCCGCGCCUCUCCUGGAUGUGUGUGUGUGAUCGAGUGAGUGUGUGUGCGUGUGAGUGAGUGAGGGGUGUGUGUGUAGAUGCCUGUGUGCACAUCACAACUGUGUGUAAGCGUGUCUGGAUGAGUGUACGCAUGCACACGUGAGUGUUUGUGUGUGUAUGUGGGUGUGAGUGCUCUUGGCUGUUAUUAUUUUUUUUUUUUUGGAAGAAAAAUCUUGAAAAUCUGGGGCAGGUUACUGUGCUCCUAGGGUGAUUCUUCUUUUGCAAGAGGAGCUGCAAGCCACUAAAGCCAUUUCUCUGCGAGAAAAGAGAAUUUUCCUCCCAGAAGGAGAAGGAUUUUCACCCCUGCUCUGCAGCCAAAAGAGAGAUUAGCCCCUAAACCUUGUGAAAUCGACCAGAGCCGUAUGAUUACCAGGGCUUGAGAGAGGACUCAGGAAGAAAAGGAGAAAUAAAUCAAACAGUCUGUCAGUUCCUUUGGCCACGGAAGAUGUCAUCUCAAACUAAGUUCAAGAAAGACAAAGAGAUCAUUGCCGAAUAUGAAGCGCAAAUAAAAGAGAUCCGCACGCAGCUGGUGGAGCAGUUCAAAUGUCUGGAGCAACAAUCGGAGUCACGGCUGCAGCUGCUUCAAGACCUCCAGGAGUUUUUCCGCCGGAAAGCUGAGAUUGAGCUCGAGUACUCCCGCAGCCUGGAGAAACUGGCUGAGCGGUUCUCCUCCAAAAUCCGCAGCUCCAGAGAGCACCAGUUCAAGAAGGACCAGUACCUCCUCUCACCUGUGAACUGUUGGUAUCUGGUUCUGCAUCAGACCCGGCGGGAAAGCCGAGAUCAUGCCACCCUCAAUGACAUCUUCAUGAACAAUGUCAUCGUCCGCCUCUCCCAGAUCAGUGAGGAUGUCAUCAGACUCUUCAAAAAGAGCAAGGAGAUUGGCCUGCAGAUGCACGAGGAACUCCUGAAGGUGACCAAUGAGCUCUACACAGUCAUGAAAACCUACCACAUGUACCACGCGGAGAGCAUCAGUGCGGAGAGCAAGCUCAAGGAGGCCGAGAAGCAGGAGGAGAAGCAGUUCAACAAGGCAGGCGACCUCAGCAUGAACCUGCUCCGGCACGAGGACCGGCCUCAGCGCCGCAGCUCCGUGAAGAAGAUCGAGAAGAUGAAGGAGAAGAGGCAGGCAAAGUAUUCUGAGAACAAGCUGAAAUGCACAAAAGCCCGGAAUGACUACUUGCUGAAUCUGGCAGCCACCAAUGCAGCUAUAAGCAAAUACUACAUCCACGAUGUCUCCGAUCUAAUCGAUUGCUGUGAUUUGGGCUUUCAUGCCAGCCUGGCCCGCACCUUCCGGACCUACCUCUCAGCUGAAUACAACCUGGAGACCUCCCGCCACGAGGGGCUGGACGUCAUUGAGAAUGCAGUGGACAACCUGGAUUCCCGAAGUGACAAGCACACCGUCAUGGACAUGUGCAACCAGGUCUUCUGUCCUCCACUUAAGUUUGAGUUCCAGCCCCACAUGGGGGAUGAGGUGUGCCAGGUCAGCGCUCAACAGCCUGUCCAGACAGAAUUGCUCAUGCGAUACCACCAGCUGCAGUCCAGACUGGCCACUCUCAAGAUAGAGAAUGAGGAGGUUAGGAAAACCCUGGAUGCCACCAUGCAGACCUUACAGGACAUGCUGACCGUGGAGGACUUUGAUGUCUCCGACGCCUUCCAACACAGUCGAUCUACAGAGUCCGUGAAGUCGGCUGCCUCUGAGACCUACAUGAGCAAGAUCAACAUUGCCAAAAGGAGGGCCAACCAACAGGAAACAGAGAUGUUUUAUUUUACAAAAUUCAAAGAAUACGUGAAUGGCAGUAACCUCAUCACCAAGCUGCAGGCCAAGCACGACCUCCUCAAGCAGACCCUGGGCGAAGGAGAAAGAGCAGAGUGCGGCACCACCAGAGGAAGAAGAAAUGCUCGAACCAGGAACCAGGAUUCGGGACAAGCUAUACCGCUUGUAGUCGAGAGCUGCAUCCGAUACAUCAAUUUAUAUGGACUUCAGCAGCAGGGGAUCUUCAGAGUGCCAGGAUCUCAGGUGGAAGUCAAUGACAUCAAAAAUUCCUUUGAGAGAGGUGAGGACCCCCUGGUGGAUGAUCAAAAUGAGCGUGAUAUCAACUCAGUUGCUGGCGUUUUAAAACUGUAUUUCCGAGGACUGGAAAACCCACUCUUUCCUAAGGAAAGGUUUCAAGAUUUGAUAUCUACUAUUAAACUGGAGAACCCAGCUGAGAGGGUGCACCAGAUCCAACAAAUCCUCAUCACCCUUCCCCGCGUGGUCAUCGUGGUCAUGAGAUACCUCUUCGCUUUCCUCAAUCACCUCUCUCAGUAUAGCGACGAGAACAUGAUGGAUCCCUACAACCUGGCCAUCUGCUUCGGGCCCACCCUCAUGCACAUCCCUGAUGGGCAGGACCCUGUGUCCUGCCAGGCACACGUCAAUGAAGUCAUCAAAACCAUCAUCAUCCAUCAUGAAGCCAUCUUCCCCAGCCCCCGGGAGCUAGAGGGACCUGUGUAUGAAAAAUGCAUGGCUGGAGGGGAAGAAUAUUGUGACAGCCCACACAGUGAGCCAGGGACAAUUGAUGAAGUUGACCAUGACAACGGCACCGAGCCUCAUACCAGUGAUGAAGAAGUGGAGCAGAUUGAGGCUAUCGCCAAGUUUGACUAUGUGGGACGGUCCCCACGUGAGCUGUCCUUCAAGAAGGGGGCCUCACUGCUCCUCUACCACCGCGCCUCGGAGGACUGGUGGGAGGGCCGGCACAACGGCGUGGACGGACUCAUCCCUCAUCAGUACAUAGUGGUGCAGGACAUGGAUGAUGCCUUCUCCGACAGCCUGAGCCAGAAGGCUGACAGCGAGGCCAGCAGCGGACCACUGUUGGAUGACAAGGCCUCCUCCAAAAAUGACCUCCAGUCCCCCACAGAGCACAUCUCGGAUUACGGCUUUGGGGGGGUGAUGGGCCGAGUGCGGUUACGAUCCGAUGGAGCGGCUAUCCCCAGGCGCAGAAGCGGUGGCGACACACACAGCCCACCACGGGGCCUGGGCCCUAGCAUAGACACGCCACCCCGGGCUGCUGCCUGCCCCAGCAGCCCCCACAAAAUCCCCCUCACCCGAGGGAGGAUCGAGAGCCCCGAGAAGCGGAGGAUGGCGACGUUUGGGAGUGCCGGCAGCAUCAACUACCCUGACAAGAAGGCGCUCUCCGAAGGGCACUCCAUGAGGUCGACCUGCAGCUCCACAAGACACAGCAGCCUAGGGGACCACAAGUCCCUGGAGGCUGAGGCCCUGGCAGAAGACAUCGAGAAGACCAUGAGCACGGCUCUGCACGAGUUGCGGGAACUCGAGAGGCAGAACACGGUCAAGCAGGCGCCGGAUGUGGUGCUGGACACCCUGGAGCCCCUGAAGAACCCGCCAGGCCCCAUCAGCUCGGAACCCGCCAGCCCCCUGCACACCAUCGUCAUCCGCGACCCCGAUGCCGCCAUGCGUCGCAGCAGCAGCUCCUCCACCGAGAUGAUGACCACCUUCAAGCCGGCCCUGUCCGCCCGCCUGGCCGGCGCCCAGCUGCGCCCGCCCCCCAUGCGGCCCGUGCGGCCAGUGGUCCAGCAUCGGUCCAGCAGCAGCAGCAGCUCGGGCGUGGGCAGCCCGGCCGUGACGCCCACCGAGAAGAUGUUCCCCAACACCUCCGCAGACAAGUCGGGCACCAUGUGACCUGAGGACCGGCGGCCCCGCCGCGGCCCACCGUGGCUCAGCGCGGCCCAGGGUGGCCGGGUGGCUUCCACGGGCUUCCCAGUGAUCCCGGCGGCCUUGUGGGGCAGCGGUCAGGCUGGGGGCGCCGAGCGUCCUUGCAGAGCCGAGGGCCAGGCGCUGGCUGCGGCUCACCUUCAGCCAUGGGAAUCCCACGGACCUCUCUCCUGUGUGAACGGACACCCCGAGGAGUGCUGGAGCAAGAGCAGCCCCACCAGUGUUCCCCAAGAUCCAGGCAAAGUGCUACGUGGCUCUCCGCAUAUCACUGGAAUUCCUCUCGACGUGCUCUCUGCAGACCUAUAUGUGUGUGUAUAUGUGUGUGCGAUAUACACAUAUAUGUACGGAUGUGUCAGUAGGUGUGUGUGUAUAUAUAUAUAUUUAUGCAUCUCUAUACAUAUACUAGAUUUGGACACACACAUACUAAAUGUAUAUAGUAUCUCCUUUUUCUUUUUAUGAAACUUAGAUUUACCUCAGACCCAUGCCACCAAACAUCUCCCACUGAGUUAUUUGGUGGGAUUUGCAGGGACUUUUCUGGGAGAAUUUAGAAGCCCAUAGUAACUGCGAGUGAAGCAAUAGACCACUAACCUGCAGAAAACACAACCAGUCUCCCACUGUCUCCAGAAGUCGUGGCCUUCCAGAACAGUCUGCCCCUCACAGAGGGUGGGGCAGGCAGCACCCCAAGCAGGCUGCUCCUAGAGGUGGGGAACCCUUCAUAGAAAACAGUCCCCUCCCCCCACCUACCCCAGAGACCCUGCCCAUCCACCCGGAGGCCAAAGGCCAACUGUACCCCCGAAGGCAUGGGAGAAGUUGGCGAGAAGACCCCUGACCACCGCAUCCUUGUGUUUGUGUGUAGAAACGGGAUAGUGAAAACCUAAGCCCCGUCUGUAGCACAGUAUUACACGUGGUUGGGAAAAAAAAAAAAAAUACAGUGGUGUGGAAUACUUCAAAACCUAGAGACGCUGUAGGAAUAAAUCUGUGGUAACUAUAGAGGUUUAACUUAUAUCAUUCUCAAAAUAUUUAAAUUUUUCUUUUCCUCGUUCUACUAAUUAUAUUGUGUCAGAUUUGGAACUAAACAGGCAAGGAGGCUUUGAGUCACAUCGCUUUCAUUUAAAAUCAGGCUGUGCGGCGCUUUGGCUGGUGCCCUCUUGCGUGAAGUGCACCAGCUGUAAGUGCCCAGUUCAGACCCGGGUGGAGCAGGGGAUUCUCCUUGGCACUUUCUGUCCCAGCGAACACUGAUGGUUCAGUUUAUACAAGAGAAAGAGCUUCACUCCCUCCCCUCUCCUAGUGAGUGUCCCCUUCCCCACUCCCUCCUGAGCAUUUGAAGUAGAUGAGAACAUGAUGAUAGAGACGGGUGCAUGAUCUUCAAGGAGAACUUGCCAGGUUCCGCCUCUCGGCUGGGAAAAGGCGUUUGGGUCACUCUUAUUAGAUUCCAUUUCACCAUUUCACCUCCUCCUUUGAGCUCUUGUUUUCCAGGGA
This is a messenger RNA of Otolemur garnettii (small-eared galago), 5425 nucleotides long. It is a transcript of the gene SRGAP3, whose product is annotated as SLIT-ROBO Rho GTPase activating protein 3. Gene Ontology annotation, cellular component: cytoplasm. Gene Ontology annotation, biological process: negative regulation of cell migration; signal transduction. Gene Ontology annotation, molecular function: protein binding. The record is from RefSeq and is a predicted model, not a curated record. Bases 686 to 3913 code for a protein of 1075 amino acids. The transcript is spliced from 22 exons. NCBI's taxonomy places the organism in Eukaryota, Metazoa, Chordata, Mammalia, Primates, Galagidae.